This is a messenger RNA of Haemorhous mexicanus (house finch), 1763 nucleotides long. RefSeq names its product ring finger protein 215 (gene RNF215). NCBI's taxonomy places the organism in Eukaryota, Metazoa, Chordata, Aves, Passeriformes, Fringillidae. Gene Ontology annotation, biological process: negative regulation of canonical Wnt signaling pathway; Wnt receptor catabolic process; ubiquitin-dependent protein catabolic process. Gene Ontology annotation, molecular function: frizzled binding; ubiquitin protein ligase activity. The coding region runs from base 12 to 1118 and encodes 368 amino acids. The record is from RefSeq and is a predicted model, not a curated record. The transcript is spliced from 10 exons.
GGCGCGCAGCCAUGGCGGCGGUGCGGGCGGCGCUGCUCGCCCCGCUGCUGGCGCUCGGCCGGGCCGCGACCCCCGCGCGGGUCGAGGUGGCCGUGUCGGAGCCCGGGGCGGCGGGGCCGGACGGGGACGGGGCCGGCAGCGGGGCCGGCAGCGCGGGCGCGGUGCCCGGCGGCUCGUACAUGCUGCGCGGGGCCGUGCUGGGAGCGGGGGGCGGCCGGGCCGGGCCGGGUCGGGGCGGCCUGCGGGGGGAGCGGGAGGAGAUGGAGAUCCGAGGCCGCCUGGUGCUGGUGGGUGAUGUGGAGCCAGAGCUGAGCGCUGCUGACAGCUGGAUCGGGGUGGUGCCCGUGGGCACCGAGGAGCCGGCCGAGGGCCCCCGGAGUGCCAAGGAGGAGUCCUUCACCACCACCGUUGUCACCAAGAUGAAGCGAGCCCUGGUGCUGGGGGCCUCUGCCCUGCUGAUCCUGGCGCUGAACCAGAACGCCAUCCGUGAGCUGGACGUGUCCCAGCUGUUGGCCAAGCCUGUCAUCGUCAUCCAGUCCUCGGACAAUGUCACCAGGCUGCUGGGAGCGCUGCUGCGUGGGCUCCGGGCUACAGCAAAGAUCACGUACCAGGCAGUGCUGCUGGAGAACCUGGGAGUGACCCUCACGCUGUGGUCCACCUGUGGCCUGUCCCGAGGGGGCCUCUACGGGGAGUGGCAGGGGGUCAUCUGCCCCGGGGAGAGCAGCUCGCAGGUCCAGAAGUACCUGCAGCAGCUGUGGAACACCAUCCUGCUGAUCGCCCUGCUGCUCUGCACCGGCGUCAUGGUGCAGGCCCAGCGCCAGUCGCGGCAGGAGCUGUCUGAGCGGGAUGCUGAGCUGGACCUGAAGCAGCACAUCCGGCGGCGCCUGCUGGCACUGAAAACCCGGCGGUACCACCCUGGGAAGCUGCCCCGGAGCCGGGCCUGUGAGAUCGACAGCUGUGCUGUGUGCCUGGACCAGUUCCACAAGAGCCAGUGGCUGCGGGUGCUGCCCUGCUCCCACGAGUUCCACCGGGACUGUGUGGAUCCCUGGCUCCUGCUGCAGCAGACCUGCCCUCUCUGCAAGCGCAACAUCCUGGGGAACUGCUGCACGGACAGCUAGCUGGCCUGAGGACACACUCCAGGGACAGACCCAUGGCUGCUCCAGGGACAGGGAGGGGGCAGGGGGUGCCCAGUGAGAGGCGCUUGCUGCCACAGCAGGGUUGGUGUGGCUGUGCCCAUCACAGUGCCCACACUUUGGAGACGGAAGGACCUGGGGCUCUCCUGCUGGGUGUGAGUAGAGGGGUGGGGGGUCCAGAUGGACAGUGUUGGGGAGGGAAGAUUUGGGGCACCUAUGGGUGUAAUGGGGUGGGGGCUGGGGCAGGGAGAGCCCUGGUCCUGCUGUGCUCUUACCCUGCUCACAGCAAUUUUUCUAAGUCUUGUGGUUUUUUGUCUGUUUGCUGGUGGCCGUGGCAGGGUAGGCAGAGCCUGGCUGCAGUGCCAGCCUCUCUGGGAGGUGGGUGACAGCCCUGCCAGGGCUGGGGCUGGCAGGGCUGUGGGUAACUCACGGCCUCACCGUGGGAGGGCAGGGGUUGGAUGCUUUAUUUAUAAUAAAUUAUUAGAAAGGAUGGCACAAGUCAGCUGCAGAGCCAGCACAGGGCUUGGCUCACCAGCACGGUCACUGGGGACACACCAUGGGCCCUGCCUGAGUCCUGCCCCAUGGGCUGCAAUGUGGCACGUGUCCAUCCCAAUUAAACAUGGAGCAAGG